This is a messenger RNA of Pygocentrus nattereri (red-bellied piranha), 6938 nucleotides long. RefSeq names its product neogenin (gene neo1b). The transcript has 29 exons. Gene Ontology annotation, cellular component: membrane. The record is from RefSeq and is a predicted model, not a curated record. NCBI's taxonomy places the organism in Eukaryota, Metazoa, Chordata, Actinopteri, Characiformes, Serrasalmidae. Gene Ontology annotation, molecular function: protein binding. The coding region runs from base 712 to 4965 and encodes 1417 amino acids. Gene Ontology annotation, biological process: cell-cell adhesion.
ACUAACCGUUAAACUAGUUUUAACUAGUUUUUAUGUAUUGAUUACUCCUAACUAACCGAUCCUAAUCAGUGUACUGGAAUCAGAAACGCAGCGCUCCUGUUUGUUCCACUCCGUGUUUUUCUUCUCUCUCAGCGAAUCCAGAAUCCCACGCAUCUGCUUUUCCAGCUCCUGGUUUUUCGCGGGUCAAUACCUACUACAGCACGGCGCGCCGUCUCCCCGCACACACACACGCUCACACACAGACAUACACACCCGGUCUCUCUCUGUAGUGUUUCAGUGCUCUUCAGUAGCUGAGUGAGUGAGUGAGUGAGUGAGUAAGCAAGCAAGCCAGCCAGCCAGCCAGCCCGCACCGCCUGCACUCGCUAUUAAGGCGCCCUUACAGCCGCCGUGUAGCUCUGAGUAGUUCCGGCUCGUGUGCGGUUCUCCAGCGCCGAUGGAUUGACUUCAUGCCUCCUCCUCCUCAAGCCCCUCCAGCCAAGUUGGAGAAAACAACUGGAGCCUUCUUCUUGCUCGGCGUCGCCGCACGCCGGAGAGCUCAAUGUGUCUCCCGGGGGAGCCUCACACCUCUCCGGGUUUGUGCCGCUGCCAACAUUUCGCUGUGAAAUUCGUUCUCCGGGUCUGAGAGAGCUGAACUCUGAGCCGAGGAGGCGCGCGGUGGAUAACUCGGACCGUUUUUCUCCGGCUUGUUUUGGACUUUUCCCUCCGAAAGGGAUGGCGGAGCGGGGAGCGCGGUGGCUCCUGUUUUUCUCCACUCUCACCUCCAGCCUUGUGGCUGCAGAUAAAGUGCGGACUUUCACUCCUUUCCGGUUCUCAGUGGAGCCAGUGGACACACUGGCUGUGCGCGGGCUGCCUGCUGUGCUGAACUGCUCUGUGUCCAGCAAGGCUCCAGUGCGAGUGGAAUGGAAGAAGGACGGCACAUUCCCCAACCUGGCUGCAGACGACCGCCGGCGCCUGGUCUCGGACGGCUCUCUUCUCAUCAGCACUGUGGUGCACUCCAAACACAACAAACCUGACGAGGGCGUCUACCAGUGUGUGGCCACCAUCGACAACUUGGGCACCAUCAGCAGCCGCACUGCACGCCUGACUGUAGCAGGGCUACCACGUUUUUCCAGCCAGCCGGAGGGUGUGUCAGUGCGCCCUGGGGGGAGCGAGGUGCUGAGCUGUGAGGUGAGUGCUGAGCUCAUUCCGUUCACCCACUGGGAGAAAUCCGGCCAGGCUGUGGAAACGGACAGCCGGGUGGUCCAGCUACCCAGCGGAGCUCUGGUGAUCAGCAACGCCUCGCAGGCCGAUGCUGGCUCAUACCGCUGUGUAAUAGAAGGACUGGGACCAGCCAAGAGUAGUGAAGAUGCACAGCUACAGAUCCUACCAGACUCUGCUGCUGAAGACAGGAUGGAGGUUCUACUGGGUCCAACUGCCAUGACCAAAGCUGUGGGCGAGACUGUAUUACUACCCUGCGUGGUGAAGGGCUACCCUCUCCCUAUCAUUCGCUGGAUGCUGGACGGCAAGCUCAUAAAUGAAAGUGAUGGGAGGUUUGCUGUGAUUGGUGGAGGCAUCCUGCAGAUCACCAGCCUAACAGAGAACGACGCUGGAACUUACAGCUGCCAGGCGGACAACGGCAAUGAGACCAUAGAAACGCAAGCACAGCUCACUGUACAAGUUCCUCCUCGAUUCCUCAAGAAACCCUCAAAUAUGUACGCCCAUGAGGCCAUGGAUAUCAUCUUUGAGUGUGAAGUCACAGGUUCACCUGCCCCCACAGUGAAGUGGCUGAAGAACGGAGAUGCCGUCAUCCCCAGUGAUUACUUCAAAAUAGUGAAUCAGAACAACCUGCAGGUGCUGGGCUUGGUGAGGUCUGAUGAGGGCUUUUAUCAGUGCCUGGCUGAGAACGAGGCUGGGAAUAUUCAGGCCAGCGCCCAGCUCAUCAUCCUGGACCUGGACAUUGCCCUCCCCACUUCCACUGUCCCCUCACUGACCAGUGCCACUACUGACCAUGUAGCCUCCGGUUUGGGGGAACGCUUGGGCCCUACCCCCUCGCCCCCACGGGACGUUGUGGCUUCACUGGUCUCCACCCGCUUUAUCAAGCUGACCUGGCGGCUGCCGGCCGAGCCACAUGGAGAAAACAUCACUUACUCUGUCUUCUACAGCCUCGUUGGCUCCAGCAGGGAGCGUGUUCAGAACACCUCAGCUCCGGGGGAGAUGCAGGUCACCAUCCAGAACCUCAUCCCUGACACCAAGUACACUUUCAGGGUGGUGGCUUCCAACAGAAACGGCCUGGGUGAAAGCUCAACCCCCCUUACAGUGGCCACCCAGCCUGAAGUGCAGGUCCCAGGACCUGCCCCCAACCUGCAGGCAGUGUCUGUCACAUCCACCUCAGUCAUUCUGACCUGGGAGAGACCAGUCACCGGCAAUGGGGAGAUUCAGACCUACAAACUCUACUACAGUGAGAAGGGACAAGACUCUGAGCAGGACAUGGAUGUUGUAGGCUUGGCAUAUACAAUGACCGGGCUAAAGAAAUUCACAGAAUACAGUUUCAGAGUGGUCGCUUACAACAAGCAUGGCCCCGGAGUCUCUACAGAAGACUUGACCGUUCAGACCCUCUCUGAUGUACCAAGCGCAGCACCUCAGAACCUGUCUCUCGAAGUCCAGAACUCAAGGAGCAUUAUGGUUCGGUGGCAGCCGCCUCCUCUGGGCUCUCAGAAUGGUGAAUUGACGGGCUAUAAGAUCCGCUACAGGAAGGGAGGGAGAAAAGGAGAGGCAGCUGAAAUCAUGACUACUCAGCUCUCUCAGCUUAUUGAUGGUUUGGAGAGAGGGACUGAAUACUCAUUCCGGGUGUCGGCCACUACGGUGAACGGAAGCGGCCCAGCCACAGAGUGGCUCACAGGCGAGACCUUCGAGAGUGAUCUGGAUGAGUCUCAGGUACCUGGAGCACCCAGUUCUCUGCAUGUGCGGCCUCUGGUAAACAGCAUUGUAGUGAGCUGGACUCCUCCGGAGAACCAGGACAUCGUGGUGAGGGGCUACAGCAUCGGCUAUGGUAUAGGAAACCCUCACGCACAGACUGUCAAAGUGGACUACAAACAGCGCUACUACAGCAUCGACAACUUGGAACCCAGCUCGCACUACGUGAUCACUCUGAAGGCUUUCAACAAUAUGGGUGAGGGAAUACCUGUGUACGAAAGUGCCAUCACCAGGCCCCAGUCAGAUCCCAUAGAUCCAGAUAUUGAUUUGUUUGAACUCUUCCAUCAUACCCCCCAUACCCCAGCGCCUGAUCCCUCCCCCAUGCUCCCUCCCGUGGGCGUGCAGGCCUCCGUCAUCAGCCACGAUACCAUCAAAGUAUCCUGGGCUGACAACUCCUUGGCCAAGAACCAGAAGAUCACAGACUCUAGGUUCUACACUGUCCGCUGGAAGACCAACAUACCAGCCAACACCAAGUACAAGGUUGCAAACACCACCACUCUGACACACACAGUGAUGAACCUGAAGCCCAACACACUGUACGAGUUCUCCGUUAUGGUCACCAAAGGCCGACGCAGCAGCACGUGGAGUAUGACCGCUCACGGCACCACCUUUGAGACUCUUCCCACCUCCGCUCCCAAAGACGUCACUGUGGUCAGUAAAGAGGGCCGUCCUCGCACCAUCAACAUCAAUUGGCAGCCACCAACGGAGGCCAAUGGCAAAAUCACAGGCUACAUCAUCUACUACAGUACGGAUGUGAAUGCAGAGGUACAUGACUGGGUUGUAGAGCCGGUGAUGGGGAACAGACUGACGCACCAGAUCCAGGAGCUCACUCUAGACACAACUUACUACUUUAAGAUACAGGCCCGCAACUCUAAAGGCAUGGGACCACUCUCUGAUACCGUACAGUUCCGCACACCAAAAGCUGAACCCUCUGACAAAAUGUCGAGUGAUCAAGUAGGCUUCCAUGGUACGCCUGGGGGACGUUCUCCUCUGCCUGAUCAUGGAUUCGGAUCCACCCUUGAUAAGCCAGGAAUCACAGGCAGUCAGGAAAACCACAUUCUGGUGAUAGUCAUCAUCGUUUCUGUGGGAGUGUUCACCAUCAUCGCUGUGGUGGUGGGGGCAUUUCUCUGUACACGACGCUCCAACUCCCACCAGAAAAAGAAACGAGCUGCCUGCAAGUCCAAUAAUGGAUCACAUAAGUACAAAAGCACCUCUAAAGACCUGAAGCCCCCUGACUUGUGGAUCCACCACGAGCGUCUGGAGAUGAAGCCCAUAGACAAAUCCCCUGAGCCCAACCCGGUCAUGACGGAGACCCCCAUUCCCCGCAGUCAGGACCCAUCCGGUGAGUCUGGCCACCAGAGACGCAACUCAUUCCAGGGUCAUGAGAUUGAAGAGAGUGUGUCAACGCUGGCAGGCAGAAAAGGAGUGAGGCCCAAAAUAAUGAUGCCCUUCGACUCACAACCCCCACAACCUAUUAUUAGUGCCCAUCCCAUCCAUUCUGUUGACUAUCUUCAUCAUCACCAUCACCAUCAUUAUCACCCUCCGCCUCGUGGUUACCUCCAUCAUCAGAUCAGUCUGAGAGCACCUGCUACUCCCUCCACUCCUGGCCCUGAUUUAGACAGUGCUCCUUCAUCAGAAUCUGUAAGGACGCAGGCCCCUGCCCCUGAGCCUCCAGUGGUCCCAACUCAGCAGUCCAGUGCAGCAGAACUGCAGCACACAGAGGCGGUGAUUAAAGAGGAGGAUCCACCCUCGUACAAGCCCCCCACGGCCCACGUUCACCCCACACACCCCAUGAAGAGCUUUGCUGUUCCCACUGUAUCUGUCUCGGCUCAUAACCCACCCAGCUCUGCCCUGCCCUGUACUCCACUGCUAGCCCAGCCAGUUCCUGGUGUGAAGACGGCGUCUAUAGGCACUCUGAGCCGAGUGCGGGCACCGGUGGCAGUGACGGUACCCAGCGCUCCUGAUCAAGCAGAAAACAGCAAGAUGCUGCCACAGAAAGAGACAUCUCAUUGAUACUGUGUUUCAAACAUUUUCAGGAUUUGUUUGCUCUGUUUGGUCACACAUCUACCUCCGUAUCAACUCAUCUACCAACACGUUAGAUCUCCUGCUCUCGCUCUUCUUUUACAUCCUCCCAUCUCUUUUCUGUUUCUUCCCCUCUUUUCUCUCUCACCCUGCAUCCUCCUCUCUGUGUGGCUGUGGCUGUAACUCUAACCUGGCUUCCCCUGCAUGGCUCUCACUCUCUCUAAGGCGUAUGAGACGGAUGAGCUGUCAGAGGAGAUGGCUCACCUGGAGGGUUUGAUGAAGGACCUGAAUGCCAUCACAACAGCCUGACAGCGCUAAACCCGCUCUAGGGAGCUAACCCUGGACUCGAGCCCGGCCUGUUCUGAAGAAGGGCCCAGCUGAUUUGGAUGACUGAUCACUGAUCCUUUCUCAGUGACUGAACAGAGAAUGAGCUUCGGAUGUUUGUUUCUCCAUUUUGCAUGGACGGAUGGGAAAAAUGAAAAGAUUUCCAAGAAAAGCACUCCAGCAAACACCAUUUUGUUAUUUCUAAGCAAGUAUUCUGGACAUUUUUAAUGUUUUGGACUUCAUAUGAAUAUUGAUAAUUGUUUUAUUUUUGUUUUUUAUGUGUACAUACACACAUUAUGCAUAAUGAUCAUUUUAUGUAUUCAUUGAUAAAUUCAUACAUACCAUUGGGAAAGUGUGGGUGUAUUUAUAAUGAUGCCAUUUAAAGUAGCUGUUGCUCCACUUACAUUUCUUUAUAUAUGUAAAAGGAACAACCUUCAGCUCUGCAUUGAAGAAUGAGUAUGUUCGUUAUCUUUGGACUACGGAGUCGAAAUGCUGUUGUUUUUUUUUCUUUUCUUUUCUUUUUUUCCCCCCCCCCCCCCCCCCCCCCUUAUGCAUUGCUCUGUGUUCUUUCCCAGGGAAACCUGUAGCAUAGAACUCUGAAUAUGCAUCGUAAGGGACACUACAGGCGAGUACAUAUAGGAUUCAGACGUAGAAGGAAACGACUGUGGAUCCUGAAAAUGCUAUUUUUGUUAAAAAAAAAAAUUUAAAAAAAAAGGAAAACAAUCCAGCUGCAAUGUAACAUCAGCAAGUCAACAAUGCUGUAGUUCAUGUGGUGCUUAUGAUAUGGAGACCUAAGACUUUUUGAUUUUCACAGUCUUUGUGAGAGCAUCACCUUUAAUACCUCAUGAGCUCACAGUUAGGCUGUCAGAUCAGCGCAACAGUCGUGUUUUUCAUCUGUGUGAGGUGGCGGCACCACAAACAGGAGUAAAGGUGUCCAUGGUUUUCCCCUGUACAUUUUAAGGGGCUCCCAGGAACUUUAAAAAAAAAUGAUUUUGACCUUUCUACACUUCCAAAAAAGACACUUUUUUAUAUAAAUGCUUAUGUUUGUUUUUUAUAAGAGGAAAUUACUUUGCUUUGUAAACAUUUAUGUAUGUAAAUUACAAUUCGCAAGGUUUAAUAUGUUCUUUUUUCUCAAUUCGUUGUUCCACCACUCCUCCCAAAGAAAGGAAGAAGAUAUAAUGAACUCUGCCUUGCUGGAUGCAUUUACAUGUACAGUAUCUCGUACAAAUGAAUGUUAAUGUGACUGUAAGAAGUUCUGCUAAUUAAUAAAGUCAAUGUUUGUAAAUGUGUCUACAAUGUUGGGUGGGAGAGGGGGAGAACAUGCUGACCCGUUGGAAUGGAGGGGGCACAGUCAAGAGAUCAUUUGCACAUUUUAUAUGGAUUUAAAAAAGGGGAUUGCUGAUGCCAUAUGAAAUAUGAAACUAUUUUAUGUAACAAUGAUGUCAUAAGUAAGCAGCUGGUUUUAUGAAAACUGCAGUUUAAUUUUUGUCUUGUUUUACAGGCUUUUAUGUUGGCGGUUUAUGGUUCAUACUGCUUGUACUUGGACGUUUUUGUUUUCGCUGUUGUAGAAUGAUGUGGAAAGUCAAGUGGAAAUCAUGUUCCUCAUUGGUGCUUCAAUACAUUUUUGUAAUUCCUCUGAA